This is a messenger RNA of Cylindrotheca closterium, 1296 nucleotides long. NCBI's taxonomy places the organism in Eukaryota, Bacillariophyta, Bacillariophyceae, Bacillariales, Bacillariaceae. The record is from the annotation of a GenBank genome assembly.
AUGGAUUCUUCUGGUGAAAUUAUCGAAGUCUGGGACAAGGAACAGCUCAUGGCAAAGGUUGCCGAAGAUGCGGAAGCUGCUGCUGGAAAGAGCAAGAAGACAAAGGAUUUGGAUCAGCUAAUGCUGUGGGGACAACCUGGUCAUUUGAGUGAGGAAGAAGCCGACACUUAUAUGAAAUUCAAGGCGGAAGUCGAAAAACGUGACAAGGACUUCAAGGAUACAAUCUACUCGUUCGGUACUGUCGAAGGUGAAGUUUACGCUUACUGCAGAUGGCUUCGUGCUCGCAAGUACAAUUUGGCGGAUACCAUCGCGAUGGUGGAAGGAGCUACCGAAUGCCGUGCCGAAGCCAAGCGUGCCGACUUUUGGCCCGAUCCAUCCAAAGCCAUUGGGUGCGAAGUCAGUCAUUACAUUUCUCAAUAUCCACAAUGCUACACUGGAUACGGCAUGAACGGGGCUCCCGUAUUCAUCUCCAAACCAGGUGUCCUCAACACGGACGCGGUCGAGUGCGUCACCACCAUAGAAAAUGUCGUCAAGUUCCAUUGGUUUGCACAAAUGCACGACUUUGGCAACCGACUCCGUUCGUACAAGGAAAAGAAUCCCGAAUUCAAGCGAUUUGAAUGCAUUUGCAUUUUGGAUCUCGAAGGCCUGACCAUGUCGCAAUUGUCCCAACGAACCUUGGCCAUUGUCAAGGAUCAAUCGGCGAUUGAUUCUCUCUGUUUCCCGGAGACCAUGAACAAGAUGUACAUUGUCAAUGGACCAAGAUUCUUUAGUGCUACCUGGAAGAUGAUCAAGGGUUGGAUAGACCCUCGUACCGCAUCCAAGGUCGAAGUCGUGUCCAGUCGUGACAAGUGGGAAGAAAAGUUGCGCCAAAUCAUUGAUGUCGAACAACUUCCUUCCGAUUAUGGUGGCAAGGCUACCGACUCCAAAACGGAAAUUGAAAAGGCGAACUAUAUUGGUGACUUGAAAAAGGUCCAUACCGAAGUCAUUUACGUGCGUGGCUCGGGAGCUUCAAGUUUUGAAAUUGCUGCGGGGGAACAAGUGGAUAUUACCAUUUACACUCGAUCCAAGCUUGGAGCCAACUUUUGCGUUGUGGAUGGCAAGACCAAGAAGGAAAUUCUUCCAAAUGUUGAGGUCAAACAUACCGGAGGAGAGUCUCUUUCGGAUUUGCCCACAUGCAAGAAGUUUACGGAAGAAAGACUUGUCGGACCCAUGAGUAUCAAGGUCAAGGCCGAUUCCAAUGCUGGACGAUUCACAACGCAUAACUUUUUGGCCGUCUUUUCCGUGUACAGAAACUAA